Molecule: messenger RNA, 2238 nt
Organism: Effrenium voratum
Lineage: Eukaryota; Dinophyceae; Suessiales; Symbiodiniaceae
Source: the annotation of a GenBank genome assembly
AUGGAUAAGCGACUACCGCACAGAAUCCGCGAGAUUCGGAUUCAGUUCCAAUCUGCAGGCAAGAGCUGCACGGCGGAUAGCGUCAGGGAGGAGCUGUGCCGAAGCUUCGCAGAGUAUGGACGGCUGAAGCAGCAGGCGCUGCGGCGCAUGGUGCUGCAAGAGCUGAGCACACCUUUGCAAGAGGCUAAUGGUGCUGACGGUCAGAACGGUCAGGAGGGGCCAAAGAAGAAGAAGCGGCGUAAGGCGAAGGAGGAUAGCUCCGCCUUGUCUGCUCAGCCCCCGGAGAAGGAGAACAUGAACGACUCCCUGCGACGUCUCUAUGCCCAGGGCAGUGAUGCCAACCUCGCAGCAAAGGCUGAGCGACUCGGCCAGGACCCGCAGUCUGCUCGCAAAGCGCGAGAGAAGGCGUCCAUGGCGGCCGCCCGGCGGGAGCAGGGCUUGUCAGAUCCACGCAGCUCCGGCGGGUUUCAGCCAGAGGAUCGGCCUGAGGAGCGGCUGGAGGACUUGGGAGGCGUGGACGAGAUCUUGGAUGACCUCAGGCAGCUGGUGGUCCAGCCCCUGAGCCACCCGGAAGUGUUUUCCCACCUGGGGGUUCAGCCCCCCACUGGGGUGCUGCUCUUUGGUCCACCGGGCUGUGGCAAGACCAAGAUCGCCCAUGCUAUAGCAGGCACCACAGGCGUGCCCUUCUUCAAGAUCGCGGCCACGGAGAUCGUGUCGGGGAUGUCUGGAGAGUCGGAGGCCAAGAUCCGGCAGCUCUUUCAGGCGGCGACCAACGCGGCGCCAAGCCUCAUCUUCAUGGACGAGGUGGACGCCAUCACGCCGAAGCGGGACUCAGCAGGCCGGGAGAUGGAGCGCCGCAUCGUGGCGCAGCUGUUGACCUGCCUGGACGAGAUCCAGAAGGCCAACGUGGUGGUCCUGGGCGCCACCAAUCGCCCGGACGCCCUGGACCCUGCCUUGCGCCGGGCCGGCCGCUUCGACCGGGAGAUCGCCAUGGGCAUCCCGGACGAAAGCGCCAGGGCCAAGAUCUUGGAGAAGAUGGUGCAGGGCAUGCGCCUGGCGGAGACGUUGGACCUGCAGUACUUGGCCAAGAAGACCGCGGGCUUCGUGGGCGCGGACCUCAGCGCGCUCACGAAGGAGGCCGCGCUGGGGGCGGUGCAAAGGGCCUUCCAGGGCCUUGCGGACAGCCGCCAGGCGGUGCCAUCUGACGCGCCCGACGCGGAACCGGUUUCCGAUGGCCCGGAGCGGGCCUAUACCGCCACUGAGAUGGCACACCUGGCAGUGGAGGCCAAGGACUUCACGGAGGCGUUGGCGCGAGUGCAGCCCUCCGCACGCCGCGAGGGCUUCACCACCAUCCCGGAUGUGAAGUGGGAGGACGUGGGCGCCUUGAACGAAGUGCAGGCGGACAUGGACGCGGCGGUGUGCGAGCCCAUCCGCAAGGCCGCCCUCUUCCGGGAGCUCGGUCUGACUGUGCCCGUGGGCGUGCUGCUCUUCGGGCCGCCAGGCUGCGGCAAAACUCUGCUGGCGAAGGCAACUGCAAACCAGAGUGGUGCCAACUUCAUCGCCGUCAAGGGCCCGGAGUUGUUGAACAAAUACGUCGGGGAGUCAGAGCGUGCGGUUCGGCUGGUCUUCCAGAGAGCUCGAAGCUCUUCUCCUUGCGUGAUCUUCUUCGACGAGCUGGACGCCUUGGUGCCGCGGCGCUCCUCCGAGGGCACCGGCUCCUCCGAGCGCGUUGUGAAUCAGAUGCUCACGGAGAUGGAUGGCGUGCAGUCGCGAUCGCAGGUCUAUGUCAUUGCUGCCACGAACCGUCCAGAUAUCGUUGAUCCAGCAAUGCUUCGGCCAGGCCGCUUGGAUCGCCUUCUCUACGUGCCCUUGCCAUCUGCAGCUGGCCGGUUAGAAAUCUUGCAGACGCACAUGCGCAAGCUUCCCCUUGCCGCUGACGUGGACCUGCCGAGCCUGGCCAAAGCAGCCGACGGCUUCAGCGGGGCGGACCUGGCCUCUCUGGCACGCGAGGCAGCCAUGUUGGCCAUCCGCAAGGCUGCAAGUCCCUGCCUCGAAGCCGCAGAUGGUCAGGAAUCCCUGGCUGCAGCGGCUGGCGUGCAGGUGACUUCGGAGCUCUUGGCGCAAGCAAAGAGCCGCAUCCAGUCGUCGGUGGGUGUGCAGGAGCGCCAGGAGUACGAGGAGUUGGCCGCCCGCCUUUGUGGCUGGAAGCCGAGUCAGGGUGAAGAGAGCAGCACAUGA